Molecule: messenger RNA, 2028 nt
Organism: Spirodela intermedia
Lineage: Eukaryota; Viridiplantae; Streptophyta; Magnoliopsida; Alismatales; Araceae
Source: the annotation of a GenBank genome assembly
AUGGCGAUAUCAUCUGCCAGCGCAAUAGUCCCAGAGAAAAUGCAAUUCCCCAGGGGGACCGAGGUCCACAACCUCACCUACCAGUGGUUUCCAGAUGAGCGAGAUGGCUUCGUAUAUUGGCUGAAGGGAGAGUUUGGAGCGGCAAACGCCAUAAUAGACUCCCUUUGCCAGCACCUGAGGACUACUGGCGAGCCUGAUGAGUACGACAUGGUUUUCAGGAGCAUACAACAGCGGCGAUGCAACUGGGCCCCCGUCCUCUACAUGCAGCAGUACUUCUCAAUUUCCGAUGUCAACCUAACGUUGCAGCAGGUGGCGUGGAGGAAGCAACAGAGGCGCUUCGAUCAGCCGAAGGUCAAUGGGAAAGAUUUCAAGAAAUCCAAUGUUGGCUAUAGGCAAGUGCAGAAGCUUGACAAUAGGAGGGAAAAUCAGAAUUGUUCCACUCGUGCAGAUGCUCAGAAAAUAGAAGAAGAAUCGGAUUUGGGAGAGGAAAUUCAGCGGAGAGCUAGCGUCCAAGUACCGGACGAGAACCUUUCACCUGAAGUGUCACAGAAAGAUGGUAAAACGUUGAUCUCUUUUCCUCUAGUUGGCAUGGUACACAAAUCGUAGGCUAUUUCAAUAUAAACUGCAGAUAGCCUUAAUUAGAUGGAUCCUCCUCUGCCCUAACCGAAUCUGAUAGUCUGGUCGGCGCUUUCGUAGUGAUGACAUUUUGCCUUCGAUGGACUGUGACAUCUGGUUAUGAACAGGAUACUCAACGUCAAAAGUUCAAUGGUGUAUGUUCGUAUGGUCUAAAGUCUCCGAGAAAUAAGACACUUUGCUUUUGUAUUCAAAACUUGCAUUAACACUGUAUAUUCUUGCAUCAGUAGUGAAGUACCUUCUUUUAAGGCUCAUACUAAACUACUCAAAAAGACUCAAAGUUCCAUUGGUGCUCAAUGUGAUGUUUGGAAUCCAUGAUGAUACAUGAUGAUGGCAUUUUGUUUUUGAACUGCUUGCUUCUACGGCCAUCACAUGAUUGAAAUAUUCCUUUCGUUCAAACCUUGUGCUUUUAUGAUCCAACUCUCCCGAAAACAUCUGUUUUUAUAAGGACCUGUCUAAUAAAUUGAUACCUUACUUUGGAUCAUCAAGAGGUAAAAAUAUAAUAUUUUGGAUUAGAAAGAGUUUGCUCAUAAGCCAGAAGUGGCGUGGUAAAGGGGCCUCUGUCUGGUGUUCUUGAAGACUUCCAACUGAGCCCUUCCAGUUCAAGGGCCUACAAAAUUUGUCCUGUUGGCGAUACACAUAGAGAUCAUCUGAAUUAGCCCAUCCUUCUCCUCCAAAUUUUCCAUGCCCUAUUUCAACCUCUUGUAUGCACUUAUACUUUAUUGCAUUGCGUAAAUAAUCCUGAAUAAUCUGGCAUAUGUGAAAGAUUUGCUAGAAGUUAUAGUCGGAAAUAAAAACAUCAGUUGCAAUUGAGGGGGAUCUCGGCAGGUACUCAAACGCAUAACAACUCUGGCUUUGACUGCUCUUUUCUUUCUUUUUAUUCAGGCCCUUGUGACGACAAUGCUCCUAAGGCUGCUAAAUUCUCGGCAGAAGCAGUUACAAACCAAGAGGGAGAAGAUAAAGAUUUUCCAGUCCCAAAGUUUUUUGUAUGUGAUGAAUUAUUCGAUGGGAAGAUGGUAAGUACUCUUAAACUUUUAAUCUUGUAUUGUUCUAGGGAUGACUGCCUCCACAUUUUCCCUACAUCUGUCUUGUCAUCACCGAAAGAGAUUUUUCUGCCAGGUCAACCAUUUGGAUGGACUUAAACUCUAUGAAGGCUUGUUUAAGGUCUCGGAAAUUUCAAGUAUGAUAUCUGCCGUCAAUGAGUGGAGGAUUGCCGGAAGGAAAGGAGAGUUUCAAGGCAAGUUAUAUAUUUCACCUCGUCUAUUCUGUUUUUCUCCUCCAGUCUUGAAGAACGAAUAUUAUAUGGUUUUUGUCCCAAUCGAGGUUUGCCGAAUUGAUGAGGACAAUUCGAGUAACAUUUGCUCGUUCCAUGAAUAUCAUCAGGUCACUUGUUAG